AUGAUCGGCGAGCCUUUAAGGCCUUAUAAAGUUAGCUUUUUAUUCAUUUAUGGAGGUUAGAUAUUGAAUAAUUCCAGGUGGCUGUGUUUUAUCUGCUCAGGAACUUGUUCCGGAUGCAUUUUGGCUAUAAAACCGUGCCAAGUCCUCGGCCUUUCGUGAAUGUUGAACACACGAGGUUGAAAAAAACGCUAAAUUUCAAUUAAAAACCGCGCGUACUUCCAGAAUUUUGAUAUUGUUUUACGGUUUGACGUCUUCUGAACGAGACGUGACUUAUGAAGAAGUUCUGAAAGUUGUGCGCUUCAUGGAUAUUCACAUUCGCCGUGGGAUUUACUACGAUUUCGUUUAUUGGUGAGGUUUUUAGUGGGGGAAAAAGGUAAUUUUCGGUUCAGUAUGGAGCGAUUGGCAUAUGGGGAACACAUUUCGAUGCAAGUGGAUGACACGAUUUUCCACGGGCGGCGCGAAUUCGCCGACACGGCUUUGUACGAGACUCCGCUGCCGAAACCGUUGCAGUUUCUCACGGCGAAAAGUUAUCUCGGCAUUUGGCUGAAAAGGGUCAGUUUUUUUGGGAUGGAAAAUGAAUAAAAAAAUUAUAGAUUAAAUGCUCAGAAAAAUUGCUUGAAAUAGGUGUAAUCCGACCAAAAAUCUGUCCUUGAAAUUGUAAAUGACUGAAAAACGGACAAAAGGGCUCGAGGCUUUCGUAAAUUUCGACUAUUCCAUUUUUCAAACGCUCCUCCAGGUUUUUUUCCAAGAAAAAAAUAAAUCGGUAAUACAUCUUACAUUUUCAGUUUACUUUUCUUUCAAAGCUAGUGAAGUAAGAAAUUGAUAAAGUACCGCGAAAAAAAUAUUUCUAUCUCAUUUCUUGCAUGUUUUGCAUCGAAAAACGGAAAAAAAAAAUUUGGUGUAAGUUUAUCACUAAAAAAUUUCAGUUUUUCGAAAAAACGGAGGAAAAAUUUGGAAUUUUGAGGUCCAGCUCUAUUUUUCAGUAGGAGCAAGCUCAAUUUUCGAUUUUCAAGUUGAAAGUUUGCCGAAACUCGGGGGAGAGUCAUAAUUGGAUUUUUAUGGAAUUCUCGUGUAACCCUAUUUGAAAAUUUUGAAAAAAAUUUACACAGCCUCGAAAUUUUUUUCCAAUAUUUUUUUCGAUUUCCAGGCGAUCGCCCAAUGGAACCGGGCCACUCAGGCGCAACAAUUCGAAUAUUCUAUCAAUAUGCACAAAUGGCUCAACGAAUAUUCUGGAAACGUCGAGAUAUCUUUGUAUUCCAAAAAUAUUUUUUCAUUAAAAUCGAGAUUACAACUUUUAGCGACAAUUUCUUGCGCCCUUCUUUCAAAAUGCCCAUUCCGAUCGAGUCGUCAUUCAAGGCCCGUCGCUGGAUUUCUCAACAGAUGCAUUUGCUUCAGGUUUUCUUUGUUACCAGGAUGGAGCGGGCCGGCCCGGGCUUAUUUUGAACGCCAGAGUGGUCCCUAUAGUGUUUAGGGGAAGAAAAAUCAUAUAGGGAAUAAUGAAAGUGGCCACUAUAGGAGUGAAAUUUUUCUAUGAGGGUUACUGGGAAAAAUUUUAGUGGCCUCUAUAGAAGCUCGCCAAAGACUAAUUGGAGAGGACACUAAAGUGGCCACUAAACCCACCUCUAUGAUGGCCACUAUUGUCCGUUUUAGUGGCCACUUGAGUAGUUUUUCAUCCAGUAUUCCUUCCAGUAAUUCUGAUAAUUUUAAAACAAACAGAUUGAACCAGUUCUGUUGAUCCAUUGACCCCUAAAGUGGCCAAUAAAAUUUUUAGUGGUCUAGGAGUAGCAUUUAGACCUCUAUAGUGGCCACUAGUUCUCAACCCCUUAUGUGGCUACUAAUUUGACUACUAUAGUGGCCAUUAAAACGUCAAAACCCUAUAGUGGCCACCUCAAGUGGUUCCUAGAGGGGUUUUUAAACUUUUUCUUCAGACCUUCUAGCGCCCUAAAGUUGCCCCUAUAGGGACCACUCUAGAUUUCUUAAGUUUUGGCUUUUUUUUGCGAAAAUUGGUCAGAAUCCAGAAAAAAUUGUUCAUCAUCAAUCUAAAUUUAACGAAAAUCCUUUUUUACUAAUUGAAUCAUAGUUUCCGUUGAUUUUUGAGUGAAUAAGAGCCGAAAAAAGGUUUUUUGUCGAAAAAAAAAGUCUGAUUUUUGAAGAAAAUUUGCGCUUCUCGGACCAGGGCGGGCUGGCCCUCGCAGAAGCCCGGGCGAAGAUUUCUUGAAAAAUACAAUUGUCUCAGGUCUGCCCAUCCUCGGCGAUUUUCACCUCGGAGAAGCUCGAAUGGAUUUCUAUGAUCAAAGAUCGCCAUCCAGACGUCGAUUCAGUGGUAAUUUGUUGCAAACAUUUAUUUUUCUAGUAAACUUAAAAAAUUUUUGAACGUCAAAAAGGAUCUUCAUGAAAAUUUUUGAACGUUUUUUUAUCACUUUUUCUUGUUUUUUUAAUUUUUCGGAAGAAACCUGAAUUUUUGAUUGAUUUUUUUCGCAAGAUUUUCGAAAGAAUAACCCGAAAUUUCAAAUUUGAGAACCUUUUUUUGCGAAAAUUUUAUGGUUUAAGCUGCUUUUCUGUUUAUUGUACCGAUCAAAAGGUUUGGUAAAUUUGGAAAUUUGGAAAUCUUUAAUUUUUGAAGCCAAGGAAUGUCAAAAAAAAAAAUCGCCUUUUUUUGUAGUUUCGCUUCAAUUUUUCUAUUACCUUUCCGUUUUUCACAUUUUUAGUUCAUCAUUGUUAUUUUUUACCUUUUUCUCGAUUUUCUUCCUAAAUUUAACAUUUUAGUACCUCCUCGAAAUGAUGCUGGCCAUCCAAAGUUACAAUCAAGUGGCCGCCGUCGAAGCUCUCAAGAUUUUCUUCGAUUUUACCGCCCUCAAGUUUGAGAAAAACCUUUUUUCUUCGAUUUCUGAAGUUAUAGAUUCAAUGAAAAUCUGGUCGACGCGACACAAUCGCAUCGUUUGGCCGUCCCUUCCCAUUACCAACUUCGAUUUGGUCCUUUGCUUCAUGGGAAACUUUGUAGGAUCUUCGGGGAAAGGUAAUUCAACACUAAAUUCAUUUAUUGAUUAUAUUUCUCUUUUUUUGAUUACAAAAAGGCAUAAUUCUUGACUAUAAAAAAAUUGUUUUUUUCUUUAUCUGAAAUUUUAAAUGUUUUUUUAAUUUCUAGGUUAUUACUUUUUAUUAAUUUUUUUGGAAUUUCAAAUUGUAAACACAAAUAGCUUAGAGUUUGAUUUUUCAGAAGUGUUCAUUGAGAGAUUUCAAUAAUUUUGGAAUUCCCUGAUUUUUUUCAAGUCACUUUCUUGAAAUUAUGACAAAAACAAAGCGAACUUUUGUGUUUUCCCUCUGUAUGAUGGGAAGUUUUUUUAAUCAAUAGGUUGAUGAAAAUGUUGAGAAAAUUUUUUUGUGAAAAGAAUAAAAAAAUUUUCUCCAAGAGAGUUCUUUUCUCAAACUUUUUUAAGGCAGCUUCUACCUUUUUUGUUGCGGCAAUCAUUUUUCACGUUUUCUUCUGAAAUUUAUCAGUGAAUGGCUCUUUUAAACGGCGGGAGGAAGGUUUUUAAAAACCCUGUCGUUCCGAAAAACGCACCAAAAGAUUUUUCGAGCAGUUGUUCAGCUUUUUUUUUCCAAUUUUUAUUACCCUUUUUGAGCUUUGAGAAGUUUCAAAUGUCUUCCAUGGACCUUUCUUAAUUUGCUUCGUUUUUUUAUUCGGAAUAUUUUUUUCAAAUUCACUUGAUUUUUUUAUGAUUUAGACGAAUGGCUUCGCUACCAGCCGAUUUCCGAAUUAUUGCAAAAAAACUGAAACAGGAUUAGCCAUUAGAAAUGAACCUUCAUAGACAAUUUUUCAUUUUUCUCUUUACCUUUUUUAUGAAUUAUUUAGACGGAUGGCUGCCCAUUUGCUGGCGGAAAGUAUCCAACAGGCCCAACUCAGUUCCGAUAGUGUCUGUAAUCGGAUGGCCAAUGUCGAAGUGACGGCCGUGGAGGUGCUUGGAAAUGAUCCGUUGCUCAAUUUCGCGCCACCCAUCGCAGAGGAAAAUCAGACAGGUUUCUCCUGAAAAAGUUGGGGUUUUCCGGAAACUUGAUUUGACAAACUUUUCUCGGAAACGACAUAUUGGGAAAUAUUUUGUUUUUCCAAAAAGCUAUUUUUUUCAUUCAAAUAGAUUAUUUAUCAUUUGAAACACAUUCUUUUUCCAACCACUAAAUCCACAAAACUCGACUCAAAUCACCGCGCCCCUAUUGCAAAAAAACCGUGCCGCUGUUGCAUUAAGCCACGCCCACUGAACACAGCUGCCGCCCGCGGCUUUUGGCGGGGAAUUCAAACUUGAUCCAAAAAAAAAUACUUGAAAACCUGUCAAAAAGCUUGAAAAUUACAUAGCAAUCAAGAAACCCACGCUCAUUUCUAGUUGGUCAACCUCACUUACUCAUAAAAAAAAAAGAAAAAUAUAAAUUCCAGAAGAGGAAGCAGAACAGGUGGAUCGAAGAAUGAUGCAGUCGAAUUUGGACAAAGGACAUGAGUUCGUUUUUUUCUUUUUUUCAAUUCAAUCAAUAAUUCUAAGGAAAAAGCUUCUUUCAAUGUACUUUAGGAAUCAUAGUUUUAACAGAAACAGAAUUUUCCAAAAAAAUCAAUAUUUUGGAGACUUUUUUUCAAAGAACUUUUUAGGAGCUUUCAGAAUUUUUAAAAAGCUUUCAGAACUUUCAAAAACUUCAGAAUUCAGAAUUCCAGAAAAAAAGGAGCUUUCAGAAUUUUAAAAAGCUUUCAGAACUUUCAAAACUUCAGAAUUCCAGAAUUUAUUUUUUUGUUUCCUGAUUCAUUUAUUUUUUUCGUUGAAAAAGUUCGACUUGGAGACUAUUUUCACGAUUUUUUUAUGGUAACUUUUCUAUUGGAUUUCAAGCAAAAAAAUGGCUUAAAACGGGUAUUUUUUUCGACAAUUUUUCUAUAGAGUUUACUAUAUUUCAGAUGAUUUAUUUUUUGAUUUUUCGGGGCAAUUUUUGGAAUUUCAAGCUUUCUAUCAUCAUUGAAAAAAAAAAAACGAUACUUUCAUUAAUUUCCCUUGAAUUUUAAGAGAAGAAGCUGAACCGGAAAAUAUGCCUGAUGAUGCCGGGGAAACGUUGGAACUUUACAGAAAUGUUCUCGCCUCGGCCAAACUUCUUUCUGUGGUCAGCGACAUGGCCAAAUGCCGUCCUACUAGGUCUUUUUUUCUUUUCCUUUUUUGGGUCUAUAAUUUAUUAAAGUUUUCCUUAAAAAUUCUUUGUCAAAUAUUCGAAAAAUCCAUUUUUUUUUAAACUCUCACAGAAGAAAAACAGAAUUGUCGGCCUUUUUCAAAGGGAUCACCAUACAAAAAAUAAUAAAACUUUCACUAAAGUGGUCCCUUAAACCUAUUUAAUCGUCGCUUGAAGAAUUACGCCAGUUUUGAGCUUAUUUCACUUGAUUUGGUUGGCCUUUUUCUAAGGGAUCACUAACGAAAAAAGAUAAAAACCCCCACUUAAGUGGUCCCUUAGACCCUUUUAAUAAAACGAAUUUUGAACUUAUUUUUUUAGUUUUUCCUCAGGGUGUUUUUUUCAAUAAGGUGGUCCCUCUAGGGGAAGCUUAAGUGGUCCCUUUAGAGGUUCAGGAGGGGGUGGUGAACUUUUUAUUGAGAUUGGAAAAUUGAAAAUAGAAACUUGAUCGAUUCAUCCUCUGUUGUCGACUAUUAUGCUCCUAUCAGGGCCACUUUUUCAACCUUUAGUGGCCCCUAUAGGGAUAGUCCAAGUGGUUCCUAUAGGGGAACUUUUGAGUGAUCAUUCUGGAGCUUCUGAGCUUGUCGUACCACCCAUUUUUUCAUAUCAUCAUUUCUUGACAAUAUUUUUUGCAGCAGUACAAUCGAAAUGAUGCAACUACCUCUCCGAGCUUGUACGACGACUGAUAAAGGAUCGAAAGCUCGAAUCGUAGAGAAUACGGCGAUUGCCAUCGCUUCCAGUAAUUGGUUUAUUUGAUUCGAAAAAAAAAGAAAAAAAUUAUCUAUUUUCAGUCUUCGAAACGGGUUAUUCAAAGUGGCUGAGGAAAUUUCGGAAUACAUGUUGAAUUCCAAUGUUUCUGAUGGGGCGGCUCCUUGCCACGAAACUGAAUCUCAGGUUGUUCUUUCCCUCAAUUCUUCAGAAAGUUAGGUUUUUACGAUGUUGAUGGUUUUUCUAAUUGUAGGCUGAAUAUCAGGUUUUUUCGUCUUUUAUUUUUUGAAAAGUUUGGAUUUGACGGUUGUUAGGGACUUUUUUGAAAAGUUCUAGACUGAAUCUCAGGUUUUAUAUUACCUUUUAUGUCUUAUAGAAAGUUAGGAUUUCAAGUUUUAUACCAAAAAAUUACGAUUUUGGCGGUUUUUUUUUUCAGAACUUUCUAGACUGAGUAUUAGGAUUUUUCUGUUGUUUUCUCUCGAAAUUCGUGAAAAAAUGGGAUUUUUGGAAAAUAUUUUUCAGGCUGUCGCUGGUGUUAAUUGCGCCUAUGCUUUGGCUUCACGUGGCGAACAUUCCUUGGCUUUGGAUGUGACCAAAAGAUUGGAAAAAAACGAUUUUCUAGUGACAUUAAUUGGCAGGUAUCCAUUGAUAUAUUUGACUAAAAGUCGUGAAAAAAAUACCAAAAAAAUGUCUUUUUUUAAAGCAACAACCGAAAUUCGGUUUGUGGACCAUGAGAAAAAAAUAAAAUUCAGCUAAAAGGACAAAUUUAAAUUAUAAGUUGAAGGUUUUUGACGCAUUCCAUGUAUUUUAUAAAAUUUUCGGAUUCGAUUUCAUCCGUAAAGCGGGGUUUCUUCAUUCGAAAUGGCUACAUGGGUUGGUGCGACCGACCAAAAACGACUUUCGCGCGACUUCAGCGAAAAUCAUGAGAGCAAUCAAAUUAAUAUAAAGUCGACUAGAGAGUCAAUCCGAAACGCAACGCGACCGCGACGCUUUAAGCCAUUCCAAGUGCGACCAUAGAUAUUUUUAAAAAGCGGAAAACAUAGGUUUAGGUAAUUUAUGUGUCUGCGUACCCUAAAAUUACUUACUAUUUUUUUAAUCGCUUGAAAAAAAUAGCUGACUCCAGGCCGCCCAACACGUCCGAAUUUGCAAGCUUUUGAUAGAAUUCGAGCAGAAUUUAUUGAAUGAUGACGCCGUUAAUUGUGAAUUUUCCCUGCAAGAACUCGCCCCGAUUGUUCCGACUGAAGCUCUUUUGAGGUUUCCUUUUUUUUAAAGGGAAAUUAAGGAUUUUUCUUUUAGAAAAGCCCUGCUGAUGGGUCUGAAGGGAGAAACCCGGAAAGGGCUCAAUUUGUUGCAAAAAUACAGCGGUCGGGAUCCGAUGGUCUUGGCGAGGUGA
Caenorhabditis auriculariae is the source of this 7291-nucleotide messenger RNA. Lineage: Eukaryota; Metazoa; Nematoda; Chromadorea; Rhabditida; Rhabditidae. The record is from the annotation of a GenBank genome assembly.